AUGCUACUGUUCGCUCCUGAGGACGAACCUUGGGACCAAGAAAUGGAGGUGUUCAGCAGCGGCAGCGGAAACGGGAGCGAGGUAAAUGGUCUUAAAAUGGUUGAUGAGCCAAUAGAAGAGGGAGAAGCAGAUUCUUGCCAUGAUGAAGGAGUUGUUAAAGAAAUUCCUAUUACUCAUCAUAUUAAGGAAGGAUAUGAGAAAGCAGAUCCUGCACAGUUUGAGUUGCUGAAAGUUCUUGGUCAGGGAUCAUUUGGAAAGGUUUCUCUUGUUAGAAAGAAGACUGGUCCUGAUGCUGGGCAGCUCUAUGCAAUGAAGGUGUUAAAAAAAGCAUCCUUGAAAGUUCAAGACAGAGUUCGGACAAAAGUGGAAAGGGAUAUACUAGUGGAAGUAAAUCAUCCAUUUAUUGUCAAAUUACACUAUGCCUUUCAGACAGAAGGGAAGCUAUAUUUAAUAUUAGAUUUUCUCAGGGGAGGAGACGUCUUUACAAGGUUAUCCAAGACUACUGAUAACAUUACAAAGCCUGAAGCUAAAGCCUCUGAUGUUAUUUUACAGCAGCACCUAGCUAAAACUCUUGUUACUGAUCUCUUUCAUGCUACUCAUGACAGUGCUGCUUUAGAUCUGCCUAUAGUAGAGGAAAUAACUCUUACACCCAGAGAUACACCCUAUACUUUGACUACAGGAGUUUAUGGCCCAAUUCCUAAAGAUUCUGUUGGUUUAAUUAUUGGUAGAAAUAGUUCUACAGUUAAAGGAUUGUUUGUUCAUCUUGGAGUCAUUGAUUCUGAUUAUGAAGGAGAAAUUUAUGUCAUGGUUUCUGUGUCUCAACCUGUAGUGCUAACCAUUGGGAAACAUAUUGCUCAAUUGUUACCGCUUCCCUAUUUUAAGGGAAAGUCUGAUCCAGUUGAUAGAACAGGAGGAAGUUCAGGGACUCAUGUUUUUUGGCACACUUUUCUUAAUGAUUCUAGGCCUACAUGUAAAGUUUCAUUUGAAGAUGAAAUUGAAAUUGAAAGGCUCCUUGAUACUGGGGCCGACAUUUCCAUAAUUGCUAAAUUUGAUUGGCCAUCUUCUUGGAAAAAACAAAGAGUUCAAGCCACUUUUGUGGGGUUAGAUACUAUGUAUAAUAUAGAACAGAGUGUGGAAACUUUAACUUGUCCAGGCCCUGAUGACCAGCUGGCUACAAUUAAGCCUUAUACUGCCCCUAAUGCACAUACUCUGUGGGGCAGAGAUUUAUUACAACAGUGGGGAGCUAUGAUUACAAUUCCUAAUAUCUCUUCUACUGUAAAGAACAUGAUGUUUGAUUUGGGUUUUAAUCUGGAUCAAUCUACUCAGUCAAAAAAGGAACCUAUCACAAGGAAGAGCAAUGAUAAAUCUGGAUUUGGGUUUCCAGUUCUUCCUGAGCAUUUUCAAAUUGUGAAGUCUCAACCUAUUAAUGAUGCCUUAACCAGUUUUACUGAUGCUAAUGAACAAGGAAAGGUUCUGUUUACAGAGGAAGAUGUCAAAUUUUACCUCGCAGAACUUGCUCUUGCUUUGGAUCAUCUGCACCAAUUAGGAAUUGUAUACAGAGACCUGAAGCCUGAAAACAUUUUACUUGAUGAAAUAGGAUAUAUCAAGUUAACAGAUUUUGGACUCAGUAAGGAGUCAGUAGAUCAAGAAAAGAAGGCCUACUCAUUUUGUGGUACAGUAGAGUAUAUGGCUCCUGAAGUAGUAAAUAGAAGAGGUCAUUCUCAGAGUGCUGACUGGUGGUCAUAUGGUGUACUUAUGUUUGAAAUGCUUACUGGCACUCUGCCAUUUCAAGGUAAAGACAGAAAUGAGACUAUGAAUAUGAUAUUAAAAGCAAAACUUGGAAUGCCUCAGUUUCUUAGUGGUGAAGCACAAAGUCUUCUAAGGAUGUUGUUCAAAAGGAAUCCAGCAAAUAGAUUGGGUUCAGAAGGAGUUGAGGAAAUCAAAAGACAUCUUUUUUUUGCAAAUAUUGACUGGAAUAAAUUAUAUAAAAGAGAAGUUCAACCUCUUAAGCCUGCUUCUGGAAAACCAGAUGAUACUUUUUGUUUUGAUCCUGAAUUUACUGCAAAAACACCUAAAGAUUCUCCUGGUUUGCCAGCCAGUGCAAAUGCUCAUCAGCUCUAAGGAUUCAGCUUUGUUGCAACUUCUAUUGCAGAAGAACAUAAAAUCACUCCUAACACAAGUUCAAAUGUAUUACCAAUCGUUCAGAUAAAUGGAAAUGCUACAGAAUUUGGUGAAGUAUAUGAAUUGAAAGAGGAUAUUGGUAUUGGCUCCUAUUCUGUUUGCAAACAAUGCAUACAUACAACCACUAACAUGGAAUUUGCAGUGAAGAUCAUUGACAAAAGUAAGCGAGAUCCUUCAGAAGAAAUUGAAAUUUUGAUGCGCUAUGGACAACAUCCCAAUAUUAUCACCUUAAAAGAUGUAUUUGAUGAUGGUAGAUAUGUUUACCUUGUUACGGAUUUGAUGAAAGGAGGAGAACUACUUGAUCGUAUUCUCAAACAAAAAUGUUUCUCAGAACGAGAGGCUAGUGAUGUAUUAUAUGUAAUAACUCCACCAGUUGACUAUCUUCAUUGUCAAGGAGUUGUUCAUCGUGAUCUUAAACCUAGUAAUAUUUUGUAUGUGGAUGAAUGGGCCAAUGCAGACUCAAUUAGGAUCUGUGAUUUUGGGUUUGCAAAACAACUUCAAGGAGAAAAUGGACUUCUUUUAACUCUAUGCUAUACUGCAAACUUUGUAGCACCUGAGGUUCUUAUGCAACAGGGAUACGAUGCGGCUUGUGAUAUUUGGAGUUUAGGAGUCCUUUUUUACACAAUGUUGGCUGGCUAUACUCCAUUUUCUAAUGGCCCCAAUGAUACUCCGGAAGAGAUACUGCUGCAGAUAGGAAAUGGAAAGUUCUCUUUAAGUGGUGGAAACUGGGAGACUAUUUCAGAUCGUGCAAAG
Molecule: messenger RNA, 2934 nt
Organism: Otolemur garnettii (small-eared galago)
Lineage: Eukaryota; Metazoa; Chordata; Mammalia; Primates; Galagidae
Gene: RPS6KA6
Product: ribosomal protein S6 kinase A6
Biological process (GO): protein phosphorylation; proteolysis
Molecular function (GO): ribosomal protein S6 kinase activity; ATP binding; magnesium ion binding
Source: RefSeq, a predicted model, not a curated record